AUGUGUAUUCCGGGAGUCCCCACAGGCCACUCGGGAAAUGAUCAUUCAGCAUCGAUUGAUUUAACUCAAGCAAGUACCUCUGUUUCAAUCAUUGUUCCUACUCAAUCAGUUUCUAGUAGUUUUUCUAGUGAAGUUUUGACUGCAUCUACCCCAAGUACUUCUGUAAUUUCAACUGUGACCACAAAAGUUGACACUACCAUUGUGUCUACAAUCACAGACUCUAUUACCAUAACAUCCGAUAAUUCUGUAAUAAAGUCUCCAUCAGCAACUGGUACAAUCAUUGUACAAACUCCAUCAGUUACUAGUAGUUCUGAUAGAUUUGCUAGUAGUGGUUUGACUGCAUCUACUUCUGUAAUUCCAACUGUGACUACUAGCACCAUUGUUUCUUCAAUCACAGAUUCUGUUACCAUAACAUCUGAUACUUUUGGAACAGCAGUUUCUAGUACAAUCAUUGUUCCUACCCAAACAGUUUCUAGUGAUUUUAUUACUGCUUCUACCACUGUAUCUGUUACAUCCACUGUAACUUCCUCCACUGCAUCUGCUACCACUGGAGUAAUUAGUGUAUCUUCUUCUAUCAGUGAUGGUGGUUCUUCUAUUGUUCCUUCUUUACCACAAGCCUCUUCUACUUCUGUCAUUGUUGUGUGUGAGCCAUCUUCAAUAGUGUCUCAAACAAUAACUCCAACACCUAUUCCAGAACUUUCUGAAUGCUGCCAGAUUGGAAACAACACUGCCUAUACUAGAGAAAAUAUUGCCAGCUUAGAUUGCUUUAUUGAACAACAUCAUCAAGACAACGAGUGUAAUAGUGAGGCACUGACAUGUUGUGAAUGCUGUUACAUAGGAAGGAUACAAUCAGAGGACAACAAAGAAUGCAUCUUUCCAAAUUCAGUUGGGUUAUGUAGAAGUAUAACAGAACACUGCUGCAGCAGGAACAGAAUGGAGCAGUCUUCUAGCAGAGGUUUGUUAGGAUCAACACAAUGCAUAACAAGGACUGUGACUGUGGAACCAACAGGAACUAGUUCAGCAUCGAUUGAUUUAACUCAGGCAAAUACCCCAAUUUCAAUCAUUGCUCCUACGCAAUCAGUUUCUAGUGGAAUUGUGACUGGAUCUACUCCUAGUGCUUCUGUUAUUUCAACUGGGACCACAGAAAUUGACUCUAGUACCAUUGUGUCUACAAUCACAGACUCUGUUACUGUAACUUCUGAUAUUCCAGUUACAUCUACACAGUCGUUAUCUGGUACAAUUAUUGUACAUACUCCAUCAGUUUCUAGUAGUUCUUACAGUUUUGCUAGUGGAGGUUUGACUGCUUCAACUUCCAUUGUGUCUGCUACCACUGGAGUAAUUAGUGUAUCUUCUUCUGUCAGUGAUGUUGGUUCUUCUAUUGUUUCUUCUUUACUACAAGCCUCUUCUACUUCUAUCAUUGUUGUGUGUGAGCCAUCUUCAAUAGUGUCUCAAACAAUAACUCCAAAACCUAUUCCAGAACUUUCUGAAUGCUGCCAGAUUGGAAACAACACUGCCUACACUAGAGAAAAUAUUGCCAGCUUAGAUUGCUUUAUUGAACAACAUCAUCAAGACACU
Molecule: messenger RNA, 1575 nt
Organism: Amphimedon queenslandica
Lineage: Eukaryota; Metazoa; Porifera; Demospongiae; Haplosclerida; Niphatidae
Product: mucin-5AC-like
Exons: 4
Source: RefSeq, a predicted model, not a curated record